AUAUGGCCUCUAUAACAAAAAAUAAAGUUGAUGUCUGAGGACGACAGAUGAAAAAUCGUAUCGGAAUUCUAAACAUGCCGAUAAUAAAUCCAUGUCAAUCCAUUUUUAUCUUAAUGUCCCAUCUUGAUUCCACUAAACAACGACUUUUUUCCAGCUCUACCAGAAGAGGGUCCCAAAAUAACUGGCGGAAAACCCAGGUACCAGGUGGGAGACACUGUGAAGGUCAACUGCACAUCAGGCAGGUCAAAACCUGCUGCUCAACUGAAUUGGAUGAUCAAUGGAGAGCCAGCGGACCCUAAGUUUCUCAAGGGACCUGAGAUUAUCGUCACUGGUCGAGAAGGUUUGGAAACCUCCAUCCUAGGCCUGGAGUUCGUAGUGCGACACAAGCAUUUCAAACGUGGCAACAUGAAGUUGAAGUGUCUGGCCACAAUAGCCACACUGUAUCUGGUCAGCAACGAAGAAAGUGUUGAAGGGGAACGGCCACAAAAGGCUAGUGUUCUAGAAAGUCGCGGUACUGCAGCACCCAGUGGUUCCAGGGCAGACAGGGUGCAAGCCGCUUCAAGUGAGACCUGCUUGGUGCCCCUUCCAACAGCGCUUAUGCUCCUUUGUCAUCUUCUCGCUUGGACGAUGACGUCAUCAGCUAUGUCACCGAGCUAAGAUAACGUACGACACAACGCCAACUAAGGCAAAACCAAAGAAGCCAAAGACUUUUUUAACAUAGAAGUGAGUGAUGGUUGAUUAUGAUGUGAAAUAGCUGUAGAAUUCUUCAGAAUUCCAUAUCUUCCAGAGAAUAUUUUAGUUUUUGAAAACAUAUUUGUAUAUUUCAUUCAAAAUCCAAAGUUAUGUGAUACCGUAGCAUACUAACUUCAAUGAACAUUCAAUCUAUGUCAGCAAUCAUAAUAGGUCAUAUUUUAACGACAUAUUCAAUAACUGUCCUCUACUGGCAUCUGUUCGUAAGCACAUUAAGUCAUUUCUAGACCAACCAUCUCUACUGGACAGAUAAAGGCAAUUUGGCAUAUGGUUUCAUUUUGUUCCACAACUUCUGAAGAAUUCUCUAUUAUCAUUAUUAUCGCUUUGUACAUUCCCCCUUUUAAACUAGAAUUACCCUAGUGUGUGUAAAAUUUGGUGCAGUGCUCCAGAUUUUUUUUUAUUUCGGAAAAUCGUGUUGGUCUGGAUUUAGAGUAAUGGGUAACUUACAGUUUUCCUCUAUUUAACGAUAUUUGACACGGAAAAAUUGUGGUGGUUCCUGGAACAGCUUUACAGCUGAAGUGCGUUUCCUAGUAUUAAGAAAAAUUCGGUAGAGGACUUUUACAUCAACAGAGUUUGAGUCAAAUCCCAUAUCUGAGAGUAUACUGGUUGGCUGUUGUUUAAAGUCAAUUCUCUUAAAUAAAAAUAAAUAUUCCAACAGCGCAGUUGUUGAUAUCCUUUUAGUUGUUUUUCACAUACCAGAAUUAACUAGGAUACAGGCGUCUUAAAAUAUCUUUCCGCUAAAUAUCACAAAUUACUCCCAUAAGAGACUUUAACCAUUAUGUAUAGAAACUGUGUAAUUACUUGUAAGGUAAAUGCCUUGAGCCGACCUGACAGCAUUACACAUAAUAAACGAAGGAAUUUCCUGGAACGAGUUAAGUAACUGCACAUCGUUAUGGUUCACAACUUAGUACAGGAAGCUUUGACAACAACUUGUGAUCUUUCUUCAGGAUACUUAUGUUUCUGAUCUAUUAACGAAGAUCUAAGUGGCAAAGUGAAAAAUCCAUGUGUUCAGCAGAUGCCAGAGAUUUCUUGAAAACUACCAAGGUGAUCCCAGAACCAGGGCCAAGAACCCCAAACUGGAUUGUGGAUAUCUCUGCUACUGAAAUUCUUCUCACUCGAGUGAAAAUAAAGAUAUUGAAAUGUCGCACGUUCGUUUAACCCAUAUUUUUUAGAUCGGCCAGCUAUAUCUUGGUCAGAUAUAACCAAGACCAAGCUUGAGCAAGAAGGUACAGUCAAAGGUAUCAAUAAUAUAAAGCGUAAACAUGACAGUCUAACGAUGCUUCGAAGAAGCCUCAAAACGCAUCACAGCCUACUACUUCAAUUAUAAAACUUUGUGCAUUUUCGGCAAUGUCCAAGCUGGAAUAUACCAGGUAUGAUCCAAAGGCCCUGCACUACAUACGCAACAGCUGUAACAGAGCGCUUGGAGACUGUAUUGAUUAAGUUGAAGGGUCUCCAGGAUCUCUGAAUCGUCCCUAAUAUGCGCUAAUAUGGCCGUUAUAAUUAACUGCCGACAUCCUACACUCCUACAAUUAUAUACUGAAGUGUCACAGGCACUUCACCAUUGUUCAGUUCAAUACAGUUAUCUUAACGUUUGUUGCUGUCCCUAUAGAUUAAUUUAUACGAUUUUGUGAUUUUGAUAUCACAAAGAACAUUUGAAUUCUGGAUACUUCUAUGUAAUCUACAAGGCAAGUUUGCGUAAUAGCGAAUUUUUCUAUUUAUUGAAGGGUGUCAUUGCUUCUCAUCCUAAGAAGCGGUAUGCAAUGAAAUUAGACAGCACAAACUGUAAAGCUGUCUGUUCCCAGUUCGAAUUGUCAGUCGGAUCAACACUGUGGCCGCUAGAUGCCGUAGAUUCUGGUGCUAUAGUAGUUACGGGCUACUCACCAUUGAAGAAACUAGUAAUUUAGCUUUCUAUUGUCCGACCACAGACGGCCAACCAUCGACUGGUGUUUUGCACAUGGUGUAAGUAAGCUAGGUGGAAAACGAACGAUAGCUGAGCAACUCUGACUAGAGUAGAGUUGUUCAGCCCCAAGCUUGCACCAUGCUGAUGGCACGAAACAGCUAUCCGUGGUUGACAUUCUAUAGACGGACGAAUUGAAGAUAUAUUACUAAACGGUAUGCAGUCCCCACUUUCAUGCCUCAUAGUUGAACACAGUCUAAAGUUCCGUUUCGUUUUUCUAUAUAGUGCAGGACUACGUCGCAAGGUAAAGGCGCAACAUGUAGCAUACGGCAUUGACGCAUGCGGCACACUGUCUUUCCAUAGAGGCAACACAAAGCGACAAAAAAAAUGUCUCCUUGCCGCAUGCCACAAUUUGCCCGUUGUUGCCAAUCGAGGGCGCCGUCAGCGACAUGAAUCCACGUGUUGAUCAGUGUCGCCGGCGUUCGGAUCGGUGCGGCUUGUAGCAGGCGACAAAAUGCAGUGGACCAAUAAAGAAACAUUAUAUUUAAUUGAAGAUUACCAUAAUUCGGAUGAAUUAUUGAAUAACAAAUCGGAGAGGUUUGAAAAGGCAAGACUAAAGCAGGAUAAAUUACAGGAGGCAAAAAUAGUUGGUGGCUACGGCCACUUGCUAGUGUACAGUACCUUCAGUCUUUUAGACAUAUACGAUUGUCUGCUUCCUGUCCAGCUGUCUCCUUGACUUACCGUAGUAGACGAGCAGACCUAUAUCGCACUGAUGAGGUCUAAUGAGCCCGAAACAGUACUAUCUGCAGUUGGUUAUGGUUUCAGGGGGACAAGAAGGAAACAUCUUCUAAUUUUCUUUCCAUAGUUGGCUUAUUUAUUAACGGUUGAUUUCUUUAAAUAGGAAAGUACAACUAUUCGGUAUUGGAAAUUGCUUGGUUCAGAUAUCGGAAGCAGAUACAAAAGCGAUAGAUAACUUUCACCCGUAGCCAAAUAUCUUAAUAUCACUAGCAGUCUCACGCGGGGCGUUGUUGCUUCCCGAAAGUUGGUAUCACAUUUUUAGCAUAGGUAAGAUUAGAUAAGUAAGUAGUGAAAAUUGUCUUUACUCAUCCGUGUGAAAUUUCGGAAUAAAGCAUCAUGGUCAGCCACUAAGUUGUUGUACAAAUUGUACUGAAUUUCUUGACCAUCUACGUAAAUAUUUCUUCUUCAAUAUUCAGCCGUUUUUAUUUUUCUUUUCCGAUCCAAAGAAAUUGAAUCGUAAAAACGCAUGCUACACUCAUGUACGACAACGCGCAUGCCACAUAGGAGAACAAAAUCCGCAUGCGGCAUUAAUAGAAUUUUGGGCAACACUGUUGAACGUCAACAAGAGGCAACACUAGGAAACAAGUAGCAUGCCACAUAUCGUUCAUUGUUGUCCCAGUGGAAUUGCGCCUUAAGAUAGAUCCGCAUCGACUCUUUGAUAUACAGAAAGUAAGCAAAAAAAUGUAGUCUCAUAAAAACUAGUAAGCAUUCGUUGGGAGAUUAUAUUGGAUUCAUGAAUUGACAAUGAUCACUUCAAACUACCACGCUCGGCAUUGACUCGCAUAUUAUCUAGGGUUACUGAUGGAAUAAUUAUAAAACUAAGCUCUGACUUUAGAGAUUAAAUUAUUAGAGAGAUAUUGACGGACAAACACAACUAUACGUUUUUACCAUCAUUUACCGUUUAGCUAGAUUAUACUGUUUGUACGGGAAGUGCUAAGAAUGGAACAAGUAAAUCUAGAAGAGAGACAAACAGAAAAAUAAGUCGCAUCAACCCUGGAGACAUGGCCAAUUAUGAAAAAUCUUGCAAAAAUAUAAACUCCUGGUAUGCAGGGUUGAUCUACUCGACAAGAAUGCACCAGCAGAAAAAAGCCUCGCAGCUGUGGCCUAAGUCUAAAAUACUUAGAAACGGUAAUAAAUUGUAUGUUGAUGAUGGUUUCUGAAAGCUUAUGCUGUGCUGUUUAUAUUUCUUCGCCCCAAUUACAAAAUCGAUAGAUCACAAUUCCUCCAUUCCAUGGCUAGUGAUUAAAAUACUGGACACAUAAGUACUAUACUUUUUAUAUUUAUUAAGCAAUGCGUCUAAUGCCAACAUAAAUUUGAUGUACGAUCUUGGUAUAGUGUGACGGUAACUCACUCUAAAAUGUAUACUUAGGAGAAUGAAACUCUUUGCCAUGAGCUCAGGCUGGUUAAAUUGCAAAUACUAAAUCAAAUAAUGCAAGUAAAAGUUCUUUUGUUUUUUGUGCCACUAAUGUUGAUUACCUAAAAAUAUUUUACUACUAGUGUUGCAUUACUGGUAAAUCCUAAACGCCUUGACACCUUGCAAGCUCCAUGCCUGCUCGCAGACCAUAAGGAAGCCAAUAUAUAAAUAUACAUACAUACGUAUUUGACAAUCUUCGCUAAUGUAGAUCACGCAGGUUUGAACAGGUUACAACUUGUACGCGCCACCGCUAUCGUCCUCGACGCGUAAGCAUUGUUUGUUAAGUUUGAUUUUGACUACUUGUGAUAGCGGUACGGCCUAGCGUGCGUUCAUUGUUUACUAUUUAUUCAUUGUGUAUUAAGUAUAGUAUCUAGUAAUGUCAUCACAAACUCAGAAGCGAAAGCACAAAACAUUGACAAUUAAAGGAAAAUUUGAUAUUUUAGACCGCUUAAAUCCCAAUGAAACCUUCAGUAGUUUAGCAAGUGAAUACGGCGUAGGCCGAUCUAUAAUUUAUGACAUUAAAAGAAACCACAAGAAGAUCAAGAAGUUCGUGUCAACUACUGACUGCGGGCCAGGCAAGAGACAGACACCCAAGGAAGCUGAACAUCCAGAAGUGGAAGAAGCUUUGUACAUGUGGUUUCUUCAGGAAAGAAAUAGGCAUACACCAAUUCCAGGACCAAUGUUGGCCAUUAAAGCUAAGUUUUUUAUAAGGAAAUAAGAAAAAAAGAUGAUUUUGUGGCCAGCAAAGGAUGGCUAGAAAGUUUUAAAAGUCGUCAUGGCAUACGUUUAAUGACUAUUACAGGAGAGAAACUUUCUAACGAUGCUACCUGUAUAGAGCCCUUUAAAUUAAGAUUUUUGCAAAAG
Messenger RNA from Acanthoscelides obtectus, 5723 nucleotides. NCBI's taxonomy places the organism in Eukaryota, Metazoa, Arthropoda, Insecta, Coleoptera, Chrysomelidae. The record is from the annotation of a GenBank genome assembly.